Messenger RNA from Hermetia illucens (black soldier fly), 1184 nucleotides. Its product is annotated as ketimine reductase mu-crystallin. Lineage: Eukaryota; Metazoa; Arthropoda; Insecta; Diptera; Stratiomyidae. The coding region runs from base 66 to 1115 and encodes 349 amino acids. The record is from RefSeq and is a predicted model, not a curated record. Gene Ontology annotation, molecular function: hormone binding. The transcript is spliced from 4 exons. Gene Ontology annotation, cellular component: cytoplasm.
CCGGUCUCUUCGAGAUAGUUGAAUUUUGGAAGUUGAGAAGUAAACAAGUGGUUUCGGCUGUUACCAUGUCGCAAGCGCCUAUUUACGUAGAAGAACAAACAGUGCGUAAAAUUCUUACUUGGCCCAUGGCCAUUGAAGCCACCAAGCAGGCAUUAAGUGCAGUGAGUAACAGCAGUGAAAAGAAUGGCAGUUUGCCUACAGUGGACCAGCCUGCAAGGAGUUUUACUCGGACGGCGGAAAGGAAAGGGGUUCUAUUAUCGAUGCCCGGCUAUGUGGGCAAUUACAGUAUCGGCAAUAAAAAGAGUGAUAGCUUAGGUUGCAAGCUGGUGACCGCAUUCCCGAAAAACUUGCAAUUGGCCCAACCGCUUCCAAAUAUACUUGCCAACAUUUUCCUUAUGGACACCAGCACGGGACAGUUGAAGUGUAUUAUGGAAGGCACUGAGAUUACUGCAUGGAGGACCACAGCCGCUUCACUGAACGCUACCAAAUAUUUAUACUAUGAACGACCGGGAUUCCAAGCUCCUGAGGGUGCAGUUUUAGCCAUUAUUGGAUGUGGAGUUGAAGGAAGAUAUCAUGCAAUAGGUAUGUGCUCUACGUUUGGCAUAUCAGAAGUACAUCUUUGGAACAGAACCAAGAGUAAGGCUGAAAGUUUGAAAAUUGAGUUGGAAAAUCUAAGAAAUACGUUCCAAAAUACAAACGUUAAGAUAUCAAUCUUCGAAUUAUCAGAAACUUGUGCUACAACUGCAGAUAUCGUCGUCACUGCCACGUUUGCCGAUUCUCCAGUUCUAUCGUACAAAUCACUCAAAAAGAAUGCACAUGUUAAUGCAAUUGGAGCUGGUAUCAAUCACUUCUCGGAAUUAGAUAGUGAAUUAUAUUUGAAAGGACAAUUAUAUGUUGACACAAUGACCGGGGCUAAAAUCGAACUCAAAGGGUUGAAUGCUGAAAUUAUUGGCGAAGUCGGAGAAGUCAUCAACGGUUUCAAGCCUACUCCCAAGAAUGGUAUAACGAUUUUCCAGUCAAUGGGUAUGGCUUGUGAGGAUGUGCUCUUAGCUGAAGCAGUAUAUGCAGCUUUAACGGAUACGGAGUGUAGUGGGCUCAGAAUACCCAAAAUGUGAUUUAUCUAAUUUAAAAUAAUUGUAUGAUUUGAUGUAGAAUUUCAGGAAUUAAAAUUAGUCUCGAAAACA